Odocoileus virginianus texanus is the source of this 4888-nucleotide messenger RNA. It is a transcript of the gene SYT13, whose product is annotated as synaptotagmin 13. Gene Ontology annotation, cellular component: exocytic vesicle; axon; synapse. The record is from RefSeq and is a predicted model, not a curated record. Gene Ontology annotation, molecular function: calcium ion binding; SNARE binding; clathrin binding. Gene Ontology annotation, biological process: vesicle fusion; regulation of calcium ion-dependent exocytosis; regulation of dopamine secretion. NCBI's taxonomy places the organism in Eukaryota, Metazoa, Chordata, Mammalia, Artiodactyla, Cervidae.
ACGGGCACCAUGGUGCUGUCGGUGCCGGUGAUAGCGCUGGGCGCCACGCUGGGCACGGCCACCAGCAUCCUCGCGCUGUGCGGGGUCACCUGCCUAUGCCGGCACAUGCACCCCAAGAAGGGAGUGUUGCAGAGAGACCUGGAGCCCGACCCGGAGAAGGCGAAGCCCAGCGUGCUCCGGUCCGCCCAACAGUUUAACGUCAAAAAGUCCACAGAGCCCGUCCAGCCCCGAGCCCUUCUGAAGUUCCCAGACAUCUAUGGACCCAGGCCAGCCGUGACGGCCCCGGAGGUCAUCAACUAUGCCGACUACACGCUGAAGACCACAGCAGAGCCCGCUGCACCGGCCAGCCCCCAGGCCCCGAAUGACAGCCGCCUCAAGAGGCAGGUCACGGAGGAGCUGUUCGUCCUUCCCCAGAACGGUGUGGUGGAGGAUGUCUGUGUAAUGGAGACCUGGAACCCAGAGAAGGCCGCCAGUUGGAAUCAGGCUCCCAAACUUCACUACUGCCUGGACUAUGACAGGCAGAAGGCUGAACUAUUUGUGACUCGUCUGGAAGCUGUGACCAGCGACCACGAUGGAGGCUGUGACUGCUACGUCCAGGGCAGCGUGGCCAACAGCAUGGGCUCCGUGGAGGCCCAGACGGCCCUCAAGAAGCGCGAGCUGCGCACCGCGUGGGAGGAAGGCCUGGCGCUCCCCUUGGCGGAGGAGGAGCUCCCUGCAGCCACCCUGACGCUGACCCUGAGGACCUGCGACCGCUUCUCCCGCCACAGCGUGGUCGGGGAGCUGUGCCUCGGCCUGGAUGGGGUGUCCGUGCCCCUGGGGACCGCCCAGUGGGGCGAGCUGAAGACUUCAGUGAAGGAGCCGUCUGCGGGGACUGGAGAGGUUCUUCUCUCCAUCAGCUACCUCCCGGCUGCCAACCGCCUACUAGUCGUGCUGAUUAAGGCCAAGAACCUCCACUCUAACCAGUCCAAGGAGCUCCUGGGGAAGGAUGUCUCUGUCAAGGUGACCUUAAAGCACCAGGCUCGGAAGCUGAAGAAGAAGCAGACAAAACGAGCCAAGCACAAGAUCAACCCCGUGUGGAACGAGAUGAUCAUGUUCGAGCUGCCGGAUGACCUGCUGCGGGCCUCCAGCGUGGAGCUGGACGUGCUGGGCCUGGGCGCCGAGGGUCAGAGCUGCAUGCUCGGCCACUGCAGCCUGGGCCUGCACGCCUCGGGCUCCGAGCGCAGCCACUGGGAGGAGAUGCUGAAGAACCCGCGCCGGCAGAUCGCCAUGUGGCAUCAGCUGCACCUCUAGGCAGCCACCCAAGCCGCUGCCCUCUGGGGGCAUAGUCUCCCUCCCCCACCCCACUGCCCUCUGCCCCCUCCUCUUGUGCCCCAUCCGCAUUCUGACACCAGAAGACAGACAUGUGUGCAGAGACCAGGACCCUCUUCCUCUCCCAUCACACUCCUGUUUCUUAAGAAUGAGCAAGGAUGGAGACAGGACAUGUGGGUCAGAAGGAACGCGUUUUGCUGAUCUGUGUUAUUGAAAGAGACGCUUAUCAAAUGCGGUCUGUGUGCAGGUUUUGCAGUGGGUGUCAGGCCAGAUGCAGAGAAAGCUGAAUUGGGGAAAUCACGGAUGCAAAGAAUGUGGCUUUUUAAAAAUAAGUGUAUCAAAAAAGGAUGACGGAAAUGCUGUAUCCUGGAUCAUCUCAAAAGAAUUAGAGAUGAUCAGGGUGGGAUGGAAACUCAGCCAGCAUGAAAUCGUUCUACUGACCCAAGACACUAACCCAGCAGUUCCCAAACAGUGUGUGAAGAAUCACCAGCAGAUUCCCGAACCCUGCUUUAGACAUUCCAAAUCCAUCAUCCUGGCUGGACCCCAGCAGCCUGCGUUUUUAACAAGCACACAGUGGUUUGGAUGAAGAGGCUGGAGCACUGCACUUGGAGAAAUCCCUUUCACAAAAUCCCCAACUCAGUUCCACAGUCCUCGUCAGGCCCCCAACUCCCUGGGGCAGCCAGUGCCAUGGCUGGACAUUUCAACCACGGUGUGAAAUUUAGGAGCCUCCGUUUUUAAUUUUAGUCAUUUGAAUUCUUAAUGUUCUCACGUGUGCUUUUUUGGAUCCUGCUUUUGGACUGAAUUUUGUGCUUUCUAUUGAAUAACUGUAUUGUUUCAUCUCAAAAUCAGUGUAUAUUAUACUUGGGGAGCCCUUCCCUGACCAGGAGUAGGUGGGAUUCCCCCAUUAGUUAUUGGGCAUUAGUUGUCAUGUCCACCAGCGUCACCAAAGUGACCCUCUGAGUCAGACUCCUUCCUUCUCAGCCUACCAGCCACGUGAGGAUGAAUUCCAUCUGGGGCACACAUUAAUUUAGUCCGGGUCUGUGGAAGGGGAGGAGGCUAUGAGAUCUUUUCAAGUGUGCCUCUGUCGCUGUGUUUAGGAUCUAUCACUUUAAUUAGUAAAUAAUCAGCAACUAGGUUUCACAUCGCUACCUGAUUAUUCCAAAUAGCUGUCCACAUCAUUAAUUAUAAUAUUACAAUCCUUGCUCAAGUGGAUGUAAUAUUUGCCUGGAUACCAGUAUUUCUGGGUUCUGUUGUUGACCAUCUGUAAAAGCGGCCUAAUGAUGUGGCAGCUUGGUCUCUGUGAAUGAUGCAAUAGAUGCAAUUGUGCUCCCAUGCCAUAGGCACCCCUCGCUAGUAACAAACUCCGAGGCCACCAGCAGAUCAUUUUUAAGUUUCAUGUUGGCAGCUGACCAUCCCCGGCAAGUGCCAGACAUUUCUAGGACCACGGACUCUGCUUCUGGACUUUUUAAUACUGACAGCUAAACUCUGGGCCCUUAGAGGUCACACUGGGUCCCUGAUCUAGAAAAGAAUUCCUUUCCUUCAGUCCUGUAACAAGUCAAGUCAUUCUUGGUCUCUGCCUGAGAAUUUGAGCAGAGACGUGUCAUCUUUUGUCAUCAUUUUUUCCUUUCUGGACAGCAGUAGGAAAGCAUUUAGAGAUAACUUCUGCCGAUCCCCCGAUAAAACAGAAACAACAUCUCAUCCCUCAUUAAUGAGAAGAGCUUUCACAUAAUUGGACAUUUCUCCCAUUAAGUCUGGCCACCUCCUGCCAAGUUUUUUUUAGGCAAGUCAUGGGUCACUGACUUCCCACAGCACAUCCUUAAGAGCCCUCUCACCACCCUGGUCUCCCUUUUUUGGUUGGCAUUCCAAAACAGCAAAGCAUCCCCUGCGCAAGCUGACCAGUACUCAGUUCUUGGUGCCAACUGCUGCUCUAAUCCAGAGGAGUCUGGAUCCUAGACUUAAAAUCAGGAAAGGUGGGUUCCACUUCCUUCUAAGUCCAUGCGCCUGCCGUACAGUCACACCAAAGGAUGUUUGCAGUGAGCUCUCGGGGCCCCUGAUGCCAGAAUAUCAGCCCCACCCACGGCCAUCUGUCAUGAGGCAUGAAUUUCUUUGGCGUCAAAGGUUUCAUUUUCCAGAAUCCAAAUGAAAAGGGUGCCCUUAAAAGGAGUCAAAUGUCUCUGCUUGACAUCUUAGGUGUCAGCCUUCAUCUCACUGAACAGAAAUAAGACAGCUUUUGCAGGUGGUUUUGCCUGUUGUGUGCACUGGUGUAUUCCAAGCACCUAGAAUAGAGUUGACUCAUCGCCCCUUAAUAAAAAUGUGUUGAAUGAAUUAGUGAAUGAAGGAUGGGUAGGGGAGUAGGAAGAAGAAUAUACAUUUUUAUCUAACUUGAAUGCACAUCAGAGUCCUAGUUGAGUUCUUAAAGGUAAGUUCAUCAGAAACCUCAGCAGCUGGCCUAGAAAUUCAUAAUGUUGAGUAUUACCAUUCACCUAAUGACAACUUAUAGCUCACUAUGUAAAUAAUUGGGCUUCCCUGGUGGCUCAGAAGGUAAAGAAUCUGACUGCAGUGACGGAGACCAGGUUCAAUCCCUGGGUCGGGAAGAUCCCCUGGAGAAGGGAAUGGCAAUCCACUCCAGUAUUCUUGACUGGAGAAUCCCAUGGACAGUGGAACCUGGUGGACUGCAGUCCAUGGGGUUGCAAAGAGUCAGACACGGCUGAGUGAUUUUCCCUUUACUUUUACUUCAUGUAAAUAAUUAACACAGUGAGCUAUAAGGAUGAGGAUAUAUAGAUGAGAACAUAAAAGCUGUGUUUCCCACCAAAACACCAUCUCAGUAAAUUUUAAAUUACCCAGAGAUAUCAGACUGGCAGAUGAAAAAACUUCAGUAAUCUUUGCAUCCACUUACCUUGUACCAGAUACUUUUGCAAUUGACUACCAGAUUAGAGUAAUUGGGUCUGUGCGAAUACAUCUGAUCUUUUCUUUAAAAGAAACGCUUUGUCCUUUGCUAGGGAGCGUUUUCUAAGUGCAUGAAGCAGAGGUGAAAAUAAAGGGAGAAACCAUCUCCAAUUGGGCUGUUGCCCACGAGGUGACCUGGCUUUGUCACCGAUACGGCGAUGGGGAUGGAAAACUGGGAGUCUAAUCUCGUUCAUCUUGCGACUCACUUCUUACAUCAAGUCAGAAUAUGUUUGUUGAGUGCCUAUUGAUCAAGACCUUACACACGUCUGCACAUUUCAAUCUGAGAUAUGACUCUUGGUGUAGAUUGAGUGAUGAAUCUCCCCCAGUCGAUACUGUGUAGAGAGAGUUAGAUGGGAGAGCAGUCCUUUGGGGCAGCUCCUUUGGGAUAUAAAGAAGUCCUGGGCAGCAGGAGACUGCAGCCUACGCCAAACGGAGGUGAGAACCAUAAAAAAAAAAAAAGACCUAGUCCUUGUGAUUUGUUUUUGCUGCCUGUGUUUCCUGUUGUCAAUGCUGUGUCUAUUUUGCAGUCAUGAACCGAAGCACAAAAAGACGCAUGGGAUAUUGUACUCAUAUGUCUGGUGUCAUACUUUGGAGCAAAAACCUUGCAGUGGUAAAUAAAUAACCUCUAACAGGG